AUGCUAACUAAGAACCUCACAUAUGUGACAGAAAUCAUCUUGGUGGGACUCUCGAACCAUCGAAAGACACAGAUUCCUCUGUUCUUUGUGAUCCUGCUCAUGUACUUGCUUACUGUUGUGGGGAAUCUGUUGAUCAUCCUUCUGGUGAGAACAAAUUCCCACCUCCAAACCCCCAUGUAUUUCUUUUUGAUGCACCUUUCAGGCCUGGAGAUCUGUUACGUCACCAGCACCUUGCCGCAGAUGCUAGCUCACCUUCUGUCUGGAAACGGAACCAUGUCCUUCACCCGUUGCAUGGCCCAGCUGUACGUUUCCUUGUCCCUGGGUGGUGCAGAAUGUGUUCUUCUGGGCGCCAUGGCCUAUGACCGCUACGUGGCCAUCUGCCAUCCUCUGACAUACGCCAUUGUCAUGGACAGGUGGCGUCAGCUGCAGCUUGCCUCAGCCUCCUGGGCCAUUGGCGUCCUCUUUGCUUCGAUUAAUUUGGUGUGCACACUUCGUUUGUCCUUCUGUGGGCCUAACCAUCUCAACCACUUCUUCUGUGAGCUUCCAAUGCUGGUGAAACUUGCUUGUGGUGACACUCGUGUCACAGAAAUCAUCCUUUUUGUUUUGUCGACGGUGGCCUCCUUGGGCCCCCUGGCUGUUAUCCUGACUUCUUAUGGACUCAUCCUGUCCACUGUGUUACAAAUGCGGUCUGCUUCAGGAGGCCAUAAGGCUUUUUCCACAUGUGCCUCCCACCUGGCAGUUGUCACCAUGUUCUAUGGCACCAUCAUUUCUAUGUACUUGAUACCCCGGUCACACACGGCCCCUGAUCGUGAUAAGCAAAUUGCUGUCAUUUAUGUGGUGAUCACCCCUCUUCUCAACCCUAUCAUUUACACUUUGCGGAAUAAGGAUAUCCACAGGGCAGUGAUAAAAAUGCUGAGAAGAAAGAUAUUGGAAUCAAAGUACUGA
Molecule: messenger RNA, 945 nt
Organism: Eublepharis macularius
Lineage: Eukaryota; Metazoa; Chordata; Lepidosauria; Squamata; Eublepharidae
Product: olfactory receptor 2G3-like
Exons: 1
Coding region: 1-945 (314 amino acids)
Biological process (GO): G protein-coupled receptor signaling pathway
Cellular component (GO): membrane
Molecular function (GO): olfactory receptor activity; G protein-coupled receptor activity
Source: RefSeq, a predicted model, not a curated record